AUUCCUGAUCCUAGCACCUAACCGGGCCGACUGUGGGAAUCGUGAAAUUCUCGUGAAGGAGCUGUACAGGAAGCUAGAAUCGUGUAACGCCGUGUUCUCAAAUAGUUGUAUGACAGUUACACUUCACUGAACAAGUGGCGAGUUUUCCAAGAUUAUUGUUUUUGUUCGGUGAAAGAGGGAGGGAGUUUCAGCUAAUGCAUAGAUUGCUCGUUGCACUCUGGGGAGGAGCAUAGAUUCACGUCUCCUUCCAGACUUCUGCAUUUGCGUGGCCUGCGGAAAUUGCUGUGAGUUUUGUGGUAAUGGUAAUUAAACACUCAGAUUGCUAUCAGUCCAAGUGCAAUAUCUGUGUCAUUGCUUACUUGGCGACUGGCACUGAAAUCGAGCACCUGGAAUGGAGUUAGGAGCUGCGGGGUCCCUCCGUGUCAGCAACUUCGUGAGAGGAAAUAUGCGUAUGAUAAAACGAGGAAGUAAUGAUAAAUUCUUCUAAAGUAAGUUUCACUUUAAACAGGUUGGACAGAAGUAUGUCAUGAGACACAUGGAGGAGAAACGAAUUUAGGAAUAAUUUAUCUACAGUCCGGGGAGAUACCUGCACAUCCAAUUUUAACCUCUUGGCCACUUCCGAUUUUAAUCCUUUCCGUGUUGGGCCUUACCUGUAAAGUCUGGAGUGUUUUUUCCUGACCAAUUUCCUCCUGCAACCUUGGAAUCUACUCAUGCCUUUGGCUACAGAAAAGUCACAGCACGCAAUGAGUCUAUUGGGCUUGCUAACUUCAGGCAAGGGAAAUCUCCUCAUUCCUUGCACAGCAGUCCUUGCAAUUCUCUGUUCAGUUGUUCGUCCAGAAAUACCCAAAGAUGAUAAUAUCUAUAUCGGGAGCUGAAUGCACAAUUCUGCUUUGUAAACAUCUCUGUGAAGUGAUAUGGGACCUGCGUAUUAGGUUCCGGAGGGAGAACAGCCUGGUGGUAUUUUUACUAGAGUGCUAAUACAGAGACCCGGGUAACGAUCUGGGUUCGAACCCAUCAUGCCAGCUGUUGGAAUUUGAAUUCAAUAAAGAAUCUGGAAUUAAAAGUCCAAUGGUGACCAUGAAUCCAGUCGAUCGUGGUGAAAACCCAGACGGAUCACUGAUGUCCCUUUUAGGAAGUGAAACUGCUAACUUUGCCCAGCCUGGCUAGUGACACCCACCCCUCCUCAUCAUCUUGUGAAUGAAUGAAUUAAAACAAAACGAUAUAAUAUUGCUGCAAAGUGACUUGGAUCAUUGCACUGUGGGUUCCAAGUGCUCUGUGAGUCGAAAUGGUUGUGGGCUGACAGGAUUUCAGGGAGGGGCGGUAACAGUAAUUGGUGGAGGGGGUGGGGAGAAGCUGCUGUCAGUCUGGGUGUACAGCAGAGCUGAUUGGAACAGAGGACAGAAGAAAACAGACGGGAUAGCGGGGUGGAAGCAGAGGAGAUGCUGCUGGAAAAUGUGAAGCAGAGCGGUUCCUUGUCUUGUCCCGCGAAAACGCUGUUGAGUGAGAUGCUGCUUCCCGAAGACUCGACCUCCUGGAGCAUCUCGUUCGCCGGCUGCGGGUUCCUGGGCAUUUACCACAUCGGCGUCGCCAGCUGCCUGUUGGAGCACGCCCCGCAGCUGGUCCACAACGCCAGCAACAUCUACGGUGCAUCGGCCGGAGCGCUGACAGCCUGUGCCCUGGCCAGCGGAGCUUGUCUCGGAGAAUGUGGCGCAAAUAUCAUUGAUGUUUCCAAAGAAGCACGCAAGAGGUUUCUGGGUCCACUCCACCCUUCCUUUAACUUGAUAAAGAUCAUCCGAAGCCGGCUUCACAAAGGACUUCCAGACAAUGCACACGAGUUGGCAACAGGUCGACUGGGCAUUUCGUUGACCCGUGUCUCCGAUGGCGAGAAUGUUCUGGUGACGGUUUUCAACAAUAAUGAGGAGCUCGUCCAGGCCUGCAUAUGCAGCACAUUUAUUCCUGUGUACUGUGGACUAAUACCCCCAACACUGCAAGGAGUGCGAUAUGUUGAUGGAGGAAUUACAGAUAACUUACCUCAAUAUGAACUCAAAAACACAAUUACAGUGUCGCCCUUUGCUGGAGAAAGUGACAUCUGUCCUCGUGAUGGCUCUAACAAUAUGCAUGAAUUAAGAAUAACCAAUACCAGCAUUCAGUUCAACCUGCAGAACCUAUACCGCCUUUCCAAGGCAUUAUUUCCUCCUGAAGCAGAGGUGAUGCGGGAUAUGUGCAAACAAGGAUACAGUGAUGCACUUGACUUUCUCCAGAAGAAUGCUCUGCUGAACCAGCGACAGCCUUUGCGCAGUCCUUCCCAGUCAGCUUCUGGUGAAUGCGAUACAGCUGAUAAUGUUGAGGAAGAUUCAGCUGCUCAACUGUUGGACCGGGUCAGUAAGAACGAUGAUCAGAUCCUGGAACAUCUGUCACCGCGGCUGCACAAAGCACUACUUGAGGCCUGUGCUGACAAACGAGGAUUUCGUGCAGUCUUUGCAAACAUGCUGCCAGUCCGCCUCGCCUCGACUCUUAUGCUUCCUUACACCUUGCCUCUGGAAUCUGCAGUCUCAUUCACCAUAAAAAUGUUAGAAUGGUUGCCUGAUCUGCCAGAAGAUAUUGACUGGAUGAAAGGCCAGUUUACCAAUAUUUUGUGUUACUUUGCUACGAAUGCCAAGGCAAAACUGGGACGUCAUCUUUCAACAAGGCUGCAAUACAGUACAAAGUUACAAAGGACCCAAAGCCUUUUCAUAUCACAGAGACCAUCUCCCUACACCUCAGUGAAGAAGUGGAUCCGGAGCAAUACUUCUGUGAUGGAUCUGAUUUCCAAAUGCGAAGCGUACCAGCGUCACCUCUGGCCCAGCAUGCUGUCAUUCAACUGGGAAGAGCAGGCCUCUGUCCUUCAGGAUGAUCUCAGUUCCGGCUUAGAGAUGAAACCCUCGAUCCACCAUGGGGACCAGAUCUGACCAUGAGAAGGAGCAUCCUUCCACACACUCAUACCAAUUCUUCCUCUCAGUGUCAUGCCACCUGCAGAUAUUUUUGUUAUACAAGUGUUCAUAUGUUUUUCUUAUGCACCAGCAUGCCGCAUGGAAAUGAACUGCUUGAAAACUUGUGGAAUUAUGCGUUCCAUGCAAACCAUGCCUCCUGACAAACUUCUUCCAUUUGAGCAAACUAUUUUCUAUGAACCACUUUGCUGUUGUUUGCAACCACUAAGUUUGGGAUACAUCUAGUUUAGAACUUCAAUAGAGCAGUACCCUGAUAAAUAAAUGUGUGUAAUUACUGUUUUUAAGGUAAUUCUAUAAAUUUAAACAUGAAGUGAAAUUUUACAAUUUUUUAAAAAUAUCAAAUUUAUUCAGAGAAAUAAUGUAUACUAAUACAAAUUAUUUUUUUAAAAAGAUAAGAAUUAUAAAGCUAAAUUUAGCUUUGGGAUAGGGGUUUGAUUUUCUUAAUGGAAUCAUGAAAUUUGUGGAAACAUGAGCCAUGCAAAGCUGAGAAUGACCAAAGGUAAAGUUAAUACCAGAAGUAAUUUCAGACUGAGGGGAAUCAUAUUUAGAAACACUGCAGUUUCUCGUGAAGUGGUGAACUGAAAAUUGCAUACAUAAGUAUUCAUACCUCAUUUCUUUACAUGUAGGAUCAAUGCAAUAUUCUUAUGCCAAAUCAAUGCAAUUGUGAGCUAUAUAUUUAAGUCUUUGAUUCAUUUUAGUUGGAACCUUUUGGCAAAAAAAAGUGGAACGUUUGCAGUGCCACUUCAAAUCCUUUGGUUUAAAAUUCUUAGUUUUAAACCUGUGAAUGGAUUUAUUGGUCAGUUCUUUUCUAUUUCAAAAUAGCAAUAGCUGUCUAUAUAUUUAUAGAUUCUUUCCAUAAUUUUUCUGAUGUACCUUGACUACUAGGUUCAUAUUCUCAGCUUAUACGUAUUUUAUUAUUUUGUUUGUAUUUCACUUUUUAUGUUUUGCGACUCCAUCGAUGUGGGUGUAGUUUGCGUAAAUCUGUCAGCUGAACUUAAGCUAUAGGCUUUCGGCUUCUAUGUUAGUUACCUCUACCUGUACAGUGUUCUAUUACUUAUGACACAUGCCUUCCCACUGAUUUCCCAGUCCCAGACAUCCAAGAUCCCCAAUAAGUAACAUGUCCAUCUUUUGAUGAGCAAAUAGUUUAGAGGGCUAAAGUUUCGCAUUACAAAUGUUCACCAAGGUGGAAUUCACCUUGGGCAAUGGCAUAAAGUGGACCUAAAGUGAGCGCUGAUGAAUAUCUGGUUGUAUACAACCACCAAAGAUAAAUUUGCACCUUGUUACACAAUGUCCUGAGAAUCAAAUCAUUGUAAAUUAUCACUAGGCCACUGAAAUAAAAGUAGUUUUUGAAUGGACUGCAUCUCCAUAAAAGUAUCUUCCAGUAACUCUUUACAGUUAAUUGUAGUAGUCACAGUGAUUACAUGCAAAAGUAACAUAUGCAAUCCUCCGAACGUGGGGGUUUAUUUCAUAACCUUUGUGCAUGCACUUACUUUUAAAUUUGCAUAUAAACGCAUAAUGUACUUUACAGAUCCUUUUCCCUGCUCCACUUUGUAGAGACCACUGUAACCAAUGUGGUUUCAUCUAGUACAAUGACAGUUAGAAUUUAUUCUUAGUUCAUUAAUUUCAUAGAACUGAACAAAAAAUUAUUGCACAGUUGAUUAUUUUAUGGAGCCUUUUCAAUUGUUUCCUUUCUGUUUUAAGCAUUAGCCCAUCAUUGAGCUACAAGUGAUCUAUUGCAGAUGAUGGAAGAGUGGCUUACUGUAACUCUCUGCCACUAAUCUUCACAUUCUUUCCAGUUGGCAACUCUGAAUUAGACUCUGCAGCUUUCCCAUGACUGUUGGAAACAAAGUAUGUGCUUAUGUCUUCUGUUUCCUGAAACCAGUCACUAGCUUGUUACUAGAGGUCUCAGCUUGAGGAGCCACUACUCCACAUUGAGCAUGGCUGACUAGGAGAAGAUCCUGUUCUAACUAUCUUUCCAUAGGCAUAUGGGAAGGAUUUGCAGCUUGACAAUCAACUUGUUAAACCACAUCAUGAGCACACUUUUUGUGUGGCCAUCAAGACCUGGAGUAGGACUCAAACCCAAAGAAUCUAGCUUCGAGGUAGGCAUGCUACCCACUGCAUUACAAGAUAUCCCCAUGGUCUCUUACUUAUUGAUCUACAUAAUUUGCAGCUAUUGGAAAUGAGGGGUUUAACGAGAUGUGCAUGCUCAGUGAUACAGUGCUCUUCGCUAGCGGUGGUAAAUGGAUUUACCUAAUCAGCCCACCCAUUUUACAGCACACUCAAUUUCUUUCCCCAUUAAAGCCUAUUCAACAUCGACCCAUCUCAUGCCACAAGUUCAGAUCCAUUCUUUUGCCUCUCCCCUUGCUUCUAUACCAAUCAACUGCCCAGCACUAGCUGACAUUUAAAUGAAAUCUAUUAUAUUUAUAAUAUAUUACCUUGUAUAUAUUAUGUUUAAGACUAUACUGCCCUGUGUGAUUUAUCUACAUUAUUUUAUUAUGGAUUAAGAACAUAUUGACUUGCAUAAUUUAUCUCCACAAUAAGAUGUUAAAUUUUGAGAAUGCUGAUAUAAACUGUACAUAGGCUCCAGCCUAAAAGAUGUGGAUUCUACAAAAAUGGCCAAUUUUAAGUAGCCAAAAGGAGAAUAGAUUUAUAGUAUAAUCAAAUUAUACUUAUUUCAUUGAGGCUGUAUUUUAUUAAGCUCUGAGGGAGCAUUUGAAAUUAGUUAUUGACUGAGUUGCAGAUUCGAGUGGGGAUUGACUGUAAUUUAAGGAGGAUCAUAGUGGUUUAUAGGGAAUUGAAUUGCUUUCCACUCUCUUCCCAGUUUCCCCCUUUUGAGGGCACUGAUCUUUGGUGGGUUAUGUUUGUUUUUAUAUAUAAUAAGUAGCUGCGAGUAAACCAAAAUGAUAUAAUUAUUCACCCAUGGAGAGCAUCAUAAACAGAACUGAUUCCGUAGGUGCUUUUCAUGUCUUUAUUCACUGGAUAACAAUCAAACAUUAAACAAAAAGCUUCUUCCUUUGCUCCUUUUUAGGUUGGAAGUAUCAAGGCCACUCUCAUGUCCUGCCUAGCUUCAGCUAACUUGACACAAGCCUGUGCCCAAGCUUGGGAAAUCUGGCCUCAUGUAGCUGUAAUUUAAGAGUUUCAAACAUACUGGAAGGCAUGGCGAGCAAACUAAUAACCUUAUGUUCCUACAAUUCAAAUGAUUUUGCAACUGAAUUACAAAAUUUUAACAUAUUGGCACGAACUAUAGAGUAAGCAGUACAGUGCACGUCUAGGGAGAGAGUCUAUGCGAGAUGUGAUUUCCUGAAGGUCUCCUGCUGAUCUUAAUUUUGCACUUGCAGUAAAUUAAUGCUGAGAAUAGAGGAGAGGUGAUGCUGCUUUCCUCACAUGCUGAUUUUGAGAUAUCUCCAUGACUGUAUUAAUUUAUAAUCUUUUUUGAGGGGCUAUUCUCUUUUGAUUUUCCCACUCCCAACUGAGCUAAAACCUAUCUAUAAUUUGCAUUAGACUAUGAGGGAUUAUGCUUCAUAUUUGAUACCAUACCUUGACUUCAUUUUUAUAAUUCAUAGAUCCUGAUAAAACCACUGUACCAUUUCGGAGCUUUCUCAUUUAAACCCGAGCCAAAUGACACUCAUGUUUUGCCAGGAUUGUCGGUAUGCAGUGAAAUCUGCAUGUUGUAUCAUUUUGUAAAUAAUAUCUUUGGAUGAUAUUUAUCAUGACACAAAUUCAGUCAAGAUAUUUUAUUCUAUGUUUUAAAAAUUAUACACUUCAACACGUGGAGAAUGUGCAGUUUGGUGAGCAAUAUGUCCUUCAUAUUCUCACUAAGUUUCACUCUGCAGACCCCAUUGAAUUUGAUGGUUAGUCUUGCUUUAGUUUAUAGGGGUGAUGGUUAGUCUCUAGUUUGUAGGGGUGGGAUGGUUGCUCAGUGGUUAGCACUGCUGCCUCCUUGUGCUAGGUUUGAUUAUAUCCUUGGGCGACUGUGUGUGUGCAGUUUGGACAUGUCUGCAUGGGUUUCCACUGGGUGCCCUGGUUUCCUUCCAAUGUCCAAAAAUGUGCAGGUUAGGUGGACUGGCCGUGCUAAAUGACUGGUAGUGUCCAGAGACAUGCAGGCUGGGUGGAUGAGCAUAAGGAAAUGCAGGGCUGCAGGGAUAGGUCUGGCUGGGAUGCUCUUCAGAGACUAGCAUGGACCUGAUGGGCCAAAUGGCCAGCUUCCACACUGUACGGAUUCUAUGAUUAAAUCUAAUAGAGGUGUUGUAAGUGGAGGGAUAUUGAUCAGAUAAUCUGAGAAACACCAUUGCGAGAAUACAGAAUACUUUGCCAGAAAUAAUAAGGGAAGUCCAUUGGAUUUUCAGUUUGUUGAAUUUAAUGGAGUAAAGAUUGGCAGAUACGAUAAAGAGCUGGUUAUUAAUUCUGUUAGAUCACUUUCCAGGUAGUGGACUACUCUACUUUCUUCAGAACUUAAAGUAGAUCCUAUCUGGAGAAUAGUUGUGCUGGGAGAUUUGUUGAAUUGUCUGUUGAUAUCUUUGUAAUUCAGUGUGGCAAAACUGUACUUCCCACCCAUGCCAAUACAAAACUUGAAUCGUCCGAUAUUUAGCCUAUCAUCCACAAUGUAACGGGUUGGCUAAAGCAAUGCAAUUCAAAAUAAAGAAGGACCUUGGGUUCCAAGUGGAGCUUGAGUUGCAUUUGAUCUUAUCUAGCUAGGACAGCAGCUCGCAUUUAAAUAGCGCCUUUUUGAAGUAGCAAGAUGUCCCAAGGUGUUUCUCAGGAACAAAUAUUUGUCACGGACUCUCAAAUGGAGAGAUGAAGACUUGAUCAAAAGCUUGUUUACAGAGAGUCUUAAAGGAGGAUGGAAGGGUUUGAGGAGGGAAUUCUGGAGCUUGAAGGCAUUGGUGUUAACAGUGGAAUGAUGAAUGAUGCAAAUACUUGAAAUUAGAAUUGAAAAAGUGUGAAGAUUUUGUGGAGUUGCUGGGCCAGAGGUGGCUAGAGAGAUCUGGUUGAGUUGAGGUCAUGGAGUAAAUUUUAAAAUGGGAUUAAGAUUUUUUUUAAAAUUCCAAGUGUUGAUGGAUUUGGAGGAAGUGAAUGACAAUGUAGGUUAUGAGCACAGGGUGGAUUGUUCAGUGGAACUUGGUAUGAGUUUGAGAAUUUUGGACAAACUGAAAUAAGAUGCCAACCAACACAGCACUGGAACAGUCAAGUCUAAAUGAACAAAUGUUUGAGAGCUUCUACAGCAGAACAAUUGAGAUCAUUCAGGAUGUGAAAUUAGGAAAUCUUGAUGUAGGAGAGGAUAUGGAAAUUCUUCUCUGGGCCAAAUAGAAAACAAAGUCCGUCCUCAGACUAUAGCUGGAGAAAGGAAUGGAAUCAAUGUUAAAAGAAGUGAGUUUGAGACAAAGGUUUUAGUCUUCUCAAUAUUGAAGUGAAGGAAAUUUUUAACAUUGAUUACACUACAAAAUUACUUUGGCUGUGAAGUUUCCUGGGAUCUCCUAAACACAAAGGUAUAACUAUAGUUAAUUGGUUACUUGUUAAUAAAUGCAGAGGAGAUAGUGAAUUGCAUAGGGUUGGAUUUUACACCGCUGCUUGCAAGUUUGAAAGUGAGGGUCAUAAAAUAAAGCACGAGGACUUCCUGCUGCCAGUCAGCCUGUCUGUCUGAAAUCUUCAGCCUGUCCCCCCUUCGGCUGACUGAACCCUUAAAGUGACCAGUUGACAGUUGCCUUCUGAUACAUCUGCAGCUCUCCAAAGUGCACUUUUUAUUGAGAUUGGUGAAAGUUUUGUCUGUAAUACAAUUAACAUUGGUGUUGAAUUGCUGCAGGGUGGCUGUGAACAUCACGAGUGAGAAACCCCACCUUGACCAUUCUGCCCACGAAUCCCUGGCUUUUCAGUCUGGGGGUUGGGCUUGAUGGCAUCUUCCCUAUAAAAUCCACCAAUGCUGUCAACAAACGAAAAAAAUUCUUUGAAUCGGACAUUGCAGUCCAAGAAUGUUGGAAUGGUACAGGAGACUGAAACUGGCUAAAGUGCUGCAUUUAAAUUCUCUGUGUAUUGUGCCUGACAAACGGUCAGAAAAUUAUUUUUGUUACCGGUCUGCUCUCGUGCUCUCUCUAUUUGCAUACUGUCCUUUGUAAAUAAUUCCUGUUCUUUGGCAAUCAAUCAAUAAUCACACACAAUGUUGCUAUACAGGAUUUUAAACCUGUUGGGACUUGAUAGCAAUUAUGAAGCCUUUCCUGUAGAAAACUUCCCCUGAAAUCUGUAAACCAUCCUUAUUUAUAUAUUUUGCCAAGUUUCUCCUCACUCUGCAGAUGCACUGACCCAUGCUUCAUAAGUCUCUGGUCUAUUUCGACAAUGCCCACACUCCAAGUGUUUGCAUUUUUCACCUGUCAACGGCACCACACAAAAAUGUGAUCCUUCCUCCUGCAGUUGUGUUUGCCCUUUCUCGUUCAUGUCCGAACACACAUCCUUUUCUCUUUCCCUUUCUCAUUUCACUGUACACAUUCUGUAGAUUUGAUUUUUAAAAAAAAUUGUUCCCUAAAUAUUGCACUAAUUCUGCCGUUCAACCCCUACACCACUAAACUAUCUUCAGUACAGGAAAAUUACUAAUCGCUAACCUGGGGCAACAGUGUAGGAAUCAACAUUACGAAUUUCUGGCAUGUAUGAUGUUGCUGUCAAAUUGUAUAAUGUGUAAAGCCAAUUGUGAUCAGGGAAGCAUAGUUUUAUAUAAUUUGUGUAUUGAUUUAGAUCUGAUUCAAUUUGCUGUGUUGUAAUAUUUAGCCUGUCUUGUUAAUGAUUAUUAAUAAAAAUGUUGUAAUUAA
Messenger RNA from Stegostoma tigrinum, 9781 nucleotides. It is a transcript of the gene pnpla2, whose product is annotated as patatin-like phospholipase domain containing 2. Gene Ontology annotation, biological process: positive regulation of triglyceride catabolic process; triglyceride catabolic process; lipid homeostasis. Lineage: Eukaryota; Metazoa; Chordata; Chondrichthyes; Orectolobiformes; Stegostomatidae. Gene Ontology annotation, molecular function: triacylglycerol lipase activity. Bases 1440 to 2948 code for a protein of 502 amino acids. The record is from RefSeq and is a predicted model, not a curated record. Gene Ontology annotation, cellular component: lipid droplet; membrane; cytoplasm. The transcript has 9 exons.